Molecule: messenger RNA, 2076 nt
Organism: Cladocopium goreaui
Lineage: Eukaryota; Dinophyceae; Suessiales; Symbiodiniaceae
Source: the annotation of a GenBank genome assembly
AUGCUUCGCCAGUUGAUGCUCACAACGUUUGUGGCAUCACUUGCACAUGCACUGGCAGCAUUGCCACGUCAUGCAAUGCCUGUGUCAAAAUGGAAACGGAAUUCGAGCAACAGGGUGGUGACUGGUGAUAUCCGCAGCUUCAUCAAUUGCGCGGCAUCAGGUGACACAAGCCCCUUGCUUUGCGAUGUUGCAGCGCAAAUUGGCCGCACAAUGCCGGACAAGAUGAAACACAAAGAACUUUUUGAGGGCUUCUCAGUGGCGCGCCUUGUGCAUCGGCACACUUGGCCGACUGCACAGCACUUGGACAUAGUUGACCUGUGUGCUGGCUGUGGUUUGGUGGGCCUCUUCCUUGCUUUAAUGCAUUCACAGAGGAAGGUUCUUGCUAUGGAUCGGUGCCAGUCUAGACUUGCAGCUCAGCUGCACAAGCAAGUCGCCAGCCGAUUUCACAAAGUGCAAGAAAGAAUUCACUGGAAAACUGCAGACUUGCGCCCCGUCGGCCCUGCGGAUCCUGUUGCUUUGCCGACAGAGUCGGUGGUGGUUGCUUGUCACGCAUGUGGUUUGCUCAGUGAUGUGCGGCUCAAGAGUUUCAACUGUCAAUCAGUAGAGCCCCCAAACAAGGCGAUGGGAUGUGGUGCCUGCAAAGCACCCUCAGAAACAGACAUUGUCGAGGUGAACUUCUAUGAGAGCUACAAACUUGGCAAAAAGCUUGGUCAGGGAACUUUCGGACAGGUGAGGCUUGCAAAAGACAAAGCCAAAGGCACAGAGCUGGCAGUGAAAAUUGUUGAUGUAAGGCACUAUGAUGAAAAGUCCGGCGUGUGUACGGGACAAAUUAGCCGUACUAGGAACAAAGCAACACGGGAUGAGAUCGUUUUGUGGAAGCGGGUUGGCAGUGAGGAAUGCUUGCAUGUAGUGCGGCUCCAUAGAGCCUUCUCAGACAACUCUUUGUACUACAUGGUUUGCGAGAGGUGCAAGAGGUCAAUGCUGGACAUGACAGUGGACGGCUUGACAGAAGCAGACUUGUCGGACAUCUUCAAGCAGAUGGCCUUAGGAGUCUUGCACACCCACACUGCCAAUAUAGUACACCGCGACAUCAAGCCAGACAACUUUCUUUGGGGAGGUCCGGAUCAUAGCGUUUUGAAACUCUGUGAUUUUGGGUUGGCUGCUACAAUGCCAGCUGGUGGCAAGCUGCAGGGCGUGUAUGGCACAGCACCGUACAUGGCUCCAGAGAUGCUGAAAAACCUCGGAUAUGGCUAUUUGGUGGAUAUUUGGUCCUUGGGUGCAGUUGCAUUUUUGCUUGCAUUUGGCAAGUUUCCCUACGCCCCUGCCGAGCAGACCUCUGCAUCGAUGAAGGAGGCCAUCAGCAAAGACCAUCCAUCCCUGUGCAUCCCAACAGAAAGGGCAGAACGGACUCUUUGUUCCGAGGAGCUCAUGGGAUUUAUCCGCUCGAGUCUUUGCAGGGAUGUGGAGCAAAGAAGGUCUGCCAAGGAACUCCUUGAACAUACAUUCAUCGUCAACAGGCCUGAACCAGACAAGGAGGAAAAGCCAGAUGUCCAGGAAGGUAAAGAUGCUGCACCUCAAGAAGCAGAUCAAGACCAUUCGCCCACCCGACAGACAGUGCACAUCCGCUCCUUGACGGACAAUAUGAUGACUAGACCAAGCCCAACAGUGCAAAACGGCAUCGAUGAGCUGCUGCAAAAACUCUUUGAAAAAUACGGAGGAGAGGCAGCAGGCUCAAAUAUGUUCUUCUCUGAAGGAGAUGAAGAUGACAAGAAAACGGAAGAUGAUGUCUCGCCAACUCUUCGGAAGGCAGACAACCGAAUUCGAAAGAAAAAUUCUCGCCGCAAUGUGAAGCAUGUCACCCACUCUGGUGUCCUUUCGCCUUCGGCAGCAAAGGCAUUGAACAUAAACACCGCCAGCUCAGAGGAGGAAGGGCAAGAGGAGGAAGGGCAAGAGGGUUCCUAGCACGGCGAAAGCAGCGAAGGAUUAUGUAUGUUUCACUUUUCAUGUGCAUCAAUUCAGCUUGCACAAAGUGCAGUGAAUGUCCUUUUUUGCGCGGCUUACUGAACUCGCCUCAUC